AUGCAUGGAGACAUGCCUCAGAAGGAGAGAGAUGCUAUUACUCAAGAGUUUCGCAGUGGCAAUUCUCGUGUCCUCAUCACAACAGAUGUUUGGGCACGAGGCCUUGAUGUUCAGCAGGUUUCCUUGGUUAUCAAUUUUGAUCUUCCAAACACUCGAGAGCUGUAUAUUCAUCGGAUUGGUCGUUCUGGUCGUUUUGGGCGCAAGGGUGUGGCAAUAAACUUUGUCAAAAGCGAUGAUAUAAAGAUCUUAAGAGACAUUGAACAGUACUACAGCACCCAGAUUGAUGAAAUGCCGAUGAACGUUGCAGAUUUGAUAUGA
Molecule: messenger RNA, 318 nt
Organism: Prunus armeniaca (apricot)
Lineage: Eukaryota; Viridiplantae; Streptophyta; Magnoliopsida; Rosales; Rosaceae
Source: the annotation of a GenBank genome assembly